Molecule: messenger RNA, 1674 nt
Organism: Laccaria bicolor S238N-H82
Lineage: Eukaryota; Fungi; Basidiomycota; Agaricomycetes; Agaricales; Hydnangiaceae
Exons: 1
Coding region: 1-1674 (557 amino acids)
Source: RefSeq, a predicted model, not a curated record
AUGGCAUUACUACCCCUCGAGCAACGUCUCAACACCAAUUAUGCUCCAUCAGAUGAAGAGUUGCAGCAAAUUCCCCGGAUCCUCGUGGAACCCAAGGCGCGCCUUGCAAGAAUGAAUGACGAGAUUGAGCGAGCACAGGCAACUUUGGACGAAUUGAAACGUCAGCGCGACGAGCUAGUCCGGCUUAUCAAUCAGUAUCACGCGUUGACCUCACCUAUUCGGCGGAUCCCUCAAGAAAUCCUCCAGGAGAUAUUCAUCAAUUGCCUUCCCGCAGACCGCCCCGCCGUGAUGUCGGAACGUGAAGCCCCCUUGCUUAUUGGGCGCGUUUGUAGUAGCUGGAGGUCGAUUUCACGAUCAACCGCAGAGCUAUGGACAUCGGUUCGCGUUUCUAUACCGAGCACGACUUUUAUCGCUUCAGAAACUUCAAGCGUUCAUGGCGUGGUAGCCGAUUGGAUUGAUUAUGCAGCGGCAUCAAACCGUAUGGCAGAAUUGCGAACGGCUGCGUUGCAAGAGUGGUUACAGCGCUCUGGAUCACUUCCGGUCGACAUCUCCUUUAGCCAAUGGCAAGAUUGGACGCGUGUGCCGUUCUACUCGAAUGUUAUUCACGAACCCCAUCCUGUUGUUGACACAAUUCUUUCCGUUUCUCGACGUUGGAGAAAGCUUACUGUCGCAGCACCUAGUUCCAGUAUCCUGUGUCUCUCGCGCCCUCAUGAUCUUCCGCUACUAGAGACUCUAGACCUCAGAUUUCCAAACAUGGGAGAAUCAAUUCGCUUUGGGAUUCUGAAAUCAAAGUACAACAUUUUUCGGACACCCUCACUACGAAGACUGUCUUUGGCACAAAGCUCAGGCGAUUGCCUCGACUAUCCUGUCAACUGGGCGAACCUUACAGACCUCGCCAUAGAAGGACAUCUAUGGGAGAAACUGAGUUUGCGCCAGGCGUUUUUCCUGCUCUCGCAUUGCUCUCAACUCGUCCGUUGCAGUCUGGAGAUCUGGAUGUCGGAAAGGCCGCCUCUUCCAUAUUCCCCACUUACGCAUUGCAACCUCAAAUACCUCUCCAUCUUCGAGGGAGUUGAUGUCACUAGCAUAUUUGAUUGUCUCGAUCUUCCAGCCCUGCUUGAGGUUGAAUAUCAUACUUCCUUCACACCCAACCCUCACAAGAAGCCCUCCUUGCUUACACUUCUCAGGAAGUCGAACAGAUCAAUUCAGAAACUUACAACAGAUCCUAAACGGCUUGUCAUGGAAGAUCUCAUUGAAUGUCUACAUUUUAUCCCAGACGCAACCACACUCACUCUGAAGCCAUCCCGCAUUGAUAAGGACAAUGGGCAGCGGUUUGACCGGACAUUUCUGGAUAAGGAAUUUCUCAGUUUCUUCCUCCCACCUGCCAGCGAUACCCUUUGCCCCAAGUUGAAGUUCCUGGAGAUCAAUUGCCCUUUAAACUUUUCGAGUGGAGAUCUCUUAGGAUUUAUUCUCGAGAAACAGUCCAACGCUCUUUCUGAAACCUCAAAGUUGGAGCGCAUCAAGAUUGUUUUCCCCCAUUCUCUUAGGGAGGACAUUAUCCCACAUCUUACGGAGUUUGUUCAAGAGGGUUUGGAUAUUCAGUUAAUUUAUACUGAACCACCCGUGAUAGCAACGUUUCCGCCGUCGCGAGGUCUACACACCGCGAUUUGGUCAUAA